Messenger RNA from Bacidia gigantensis, 1566 nucleotides. RefSeq lists its product as uncharacterized. The transcript has a single exon. The record is from RefSeq and is a predicted model, not a curated record. Lineage: Eukaryota; Fungi; Ascomycota; Lecanoromycetes; Lecanorales; Ramalinaceae. The coding region runs from base 1 to 1566 and encodes 521 amino acids.
AUGCAAGACGUCAAGCGUCUUCACGUCACACCGUUUAAUCCGGAGCUACUGCCCGCUGUACUACCGCACAAAUUGCAACAGAACGCUACUGAGAUCUCGUUCCAUUUCAUCGAGUCUUCCCCGGAAAAUAAUUACGGCUACCUCAAUUUACCGUCAUCAGAAGCCGAUCAAUUACGCCAAAAAUUGCAUGGUUGUGUACUAAGGGGCCGAAAAAUGAAGGUCGAAGAGGCAAAACCCAAGAAGAGUUCGAAGGGAAAGAAGGUCGAGGAUAGAGUCCCGGAUCUUGCAAGUAAGCAGACUCGUUCAAAGAACACAACAAAUAAGGAAGAUGGAACGUUCCCAGCGGUCGAGCUUCCAGCAAAGCGCAAAGUGAAGCGUGGUUGGACAGAAGCCGACAUGGCCGCAAAAGAGAAUAAGGAUAAACCUAGGAAUGACAGGAAGAAACCUAAAGAAAAAGGUUCUUCCCUCACAGGCAAAUCUGAAUGCCUCUUCAAGACGAAGAUGCCUGUCAAUGCUGCCCCAGGAGCAGUCGGUGACGGUGCAAAGAAGCGAAAGUUAAGGAAUGGCCAAGAGGUCGUAGUACAUGAAUUCCAGAACACAAGACAGCAUGCCGCUUUCCUCAAGGAAGACGACGAUGCCAUAAACGUGAGGCCAGCAAAAGAGUAUGUCGAUGGCAAAGGUUGGGUGGACGAAAAUGAGGACAUAGUCGAAAGGGCCAGGAAGCGGAGAAGGAGCCGGGACUCCGAGGUUGAAAAUGACAGGAACAAGCACGAGUUCAAAAAAGCUUGUGAAAAGUUGGAACUCACGGCUAGGGCAGAAGAAGUCCCAAAUAACCUAGAGGAUGAGGAGACUUCACCAGAUAUCACCUCCAAUUCAGACUCUGAAGCCACUGAAGAUGCAGGUAAAGAUGGGCAACCGCCUACCCGAAUUGAAGGUCUAGGUAUCAGCAAGGUUGACGACGGCGACCUCCAAACCGCACGAGUGGAUAGGCUUUCCAUAAGUCGGUCAUCAGGCUCACCAGGACUUCAGGUACAAACACAAGCUACGUCUGUGCCUUCUGAGGAAGUUCACCCGCUCGAAGCACUAUUCAAGCGCCCUAAAGCAGCUGCGUCGCAUGCACAAACACCGAGAAAGCCUCAUCUUGAAGUCUCCACGUCCUUCAACUUUUUCGAACAUGACAGUGCAGAGUCUGGCGGUGGUGACGCCAGCUUGUUGAUGCCUCAUACUCCGUUCACACAACAGGACUACCGUCAUCGGUUGAUUCGAAGCGCAGCGCCCACACCGGAUACGGCACUUCCCGGGAAAACAUUUGGAGAUGUUCUGGCCGGCCGCCAUGAGGAGGAUCCGGAAAGCGAGGGCGAAGACGAGGAGCAAGCUACUGCCGGAAGGGAAGCACCGGGGCUGGGAAGUCCUGAAGGCAAAGCGAAAGCCGAAGAACAGCCGGAAAGUGAAUUUGCUCAAUGGUUUUGGGAACAUCGAGGGGAAAACAACAGGGCAUGGAAAAGGCGGAGGAGAGAGGUGGCCAAAGAGAGGAAGACAAGGGAUAAGAACGAGAGGAAGGCGUAG